This is a messenger RNA of Solea solea (common sole), 1455 nucleotides long. RefSeq names its product NF-kappa-B inhibitor alpha-like. Bases 89 to 1018 code for a protein of 309 amino acids. Lineage: Eukaryota; Metazoa; Chordata; Actinopteri; Pleuronectiformes; Soleidae. Gene Ontology annotation, molecular function: protein binding. The transcript is spliced from 6 exons. The record is from RefSeq and is a predicted model, not a curated record.
UCUCGGGCCACACUUCUACCCUGACCUUACAUCAGACACAGACACACACACACACUCGGAGACGAAUCUGCUCCUGCACACAUUCGACAUGGACGUGCACAGAGUUCCCAGCACUCACGCUCAAAUGGAUUAUAACUUGGACAACAUGGGGCCCAAACACGGCAAGGCGCUGCCGUGCCAGGAGGAUCGCUUAGACAGCGGCCUGGACUCCCUGAAGGAGGACGAGCUCGUGAGCGACUUUGAGAUCCUGGACAUGAACGCGCCGGAACGCGCGCAGAGGGAUUACGAGCCGUGGAGGAGUGCAGUGACCGAGGAUGGUGACACGCCUCUACACUUGUCCAUCAUUCACGAAGCCACAGAUUAUGCCCUCCAGAUGAUCAAGCUCUCCCACAAUCACCCAUUCCUCAACCUGCAGAACCACCAGAGACAGACCGCUCUCCAUCUAGCAGUGAUCACAGAGCAGCCACAGUUGGUGGAGAAGCUGCUGAGGGCCGGCUGCGACCCGCGGCUCACGGACAACUGCGGCAACACGGCUCUGCACAUCGCCUGCAAGAGAGGCUCCCUCACCUGCUUCAGCGUCAUUACUCAGACCUGCCAACGCCACCUGACCUCCAUCAUGUCCUUCCCCAACUACAGUGGACACAAUUGUCUCCACUUGGCGUCAAUUAACGGCUACAUCUCAUUGGUGGAGAACCUGGUGAAGCUGGGCGCAGACAUCAACGCACAGGAACAAUGCAGCGGUCGCACGGCACUUCACUUGGCAGUGGAUCUCCAGAACUCCACGCUGGUGCGCUGUCUCCUCGACCUCGGCGCCAACGUCAACUGCAUGAACUACGGCGGCUUCACGGCGUACCACCUCACCUACGGGCGCCAGAGCGAAGAGAUCCGGUGCCAGUUGUUUGACAAGACGGCACAGGAGCUGAGGGAGCUGCCCGAAAGCGAAUCAGAUGACAGUGACAUGGAGGAUCUGGACCUGUCGGAAGAUGAGCUUUACGACGACAUAAAGUUUGGAAAAUAAACAGAAGCACUCUUCUACUGAUGAAUCGGUGACAGUGAAGCUGCUGCUGGGUUGCCUACGGCCCCACAAUGAGGGACCAGUCAGUGUCCGUCCCCCCGUCCAGGUCCAAGUCACAGGCGCUGGCCCCCGGGAUCACUAACACAAAUGAAGAUGGCGUCUAGUCCGGUCAAAGCCGGUCCAAGUCACAGAAAGUCUGUGCCGAGAACCACAUACCAGCAAGACCACGACCUCCAUGUAGUCUUUUCUCUACUCUGUAAAAAAAUGAAUAUAUAUAUAUAUACAGUAUAUAUAUAUAUAGAUGUGUACAUAUUGGACUUGUAAUAUAUUGUAAAUGCAGAGAUAUUAUUUUUGUACCUGUACAUGUGCUCAUGUUGUGUGAAUUGAACUAUUUACAUAAGAAAAAUGCUCAGAAUAAAAAAGAAGUCUAUGAAUAUAAA